Molecule: messenger RNA, 3069 nt
Organism: Erpetoichthys calabaricus (reedfish)
Lineage: Eukaryota; Metazoa; Chordata; Cladistia; Polypteriformes; Polypteridae
Exons: 6
Coding region: 1853-2962 (369 amino acids)
Source: RefSeq, a predicted model, not a curated record
UUAAUGAGUUAAAAACAAUUGGAAAAGGAUUUCCUGUGAAAGGAAAAACAUUUUUCAUCACUUUAUCUUCAGUUGUUUGCGAUGCACCUGCUAGAGCCUUUAUUAAGGGCAUAAAAUCACACACUGGAUAUCACAGUUGUGAUAAGUGUGUACAAAAAGGAGUAUAUGUAAACCACCGUAUGACAUUUCCAGAAACCACUGCAAGUCUUCGAACAGGUGAAUCAUUUAAAACAUUAGAUGAUGAUGCACACCAUGUAGAAUCUUCACCUCUCUCAGAAAUCAUAGAUAUGAUUAAGGGAUUCCCGCAUGAUUACAUGCACCUUGUAUGCUUAGGAGUAAUGAGACGUCUCUUGGAUUUGUGGAUAGGAAGCAAUGGCCCACUACAGUGCCGUGUUUCAGCCAGUCAAGUGUCGUUAAUUUCUGAUAGGAAUGAAACCACGUAACACUACCAACUUAACGAGUUUGCAAGGAAGCCCCGUUCACUUUUUGAAAGACUACGGUGGAAAGCAACUGAGUUGAGACAAUUCUUAUUGUACACGGGUCCAGUUGUUUUGAGAGAGAUAUUUCACUCUGAGGUGUAUCAAAAUUUCAUGCUGCUCUCUGUGGGUAUAUACAUUUUAGCAAGUCCUGAGUACUGUUCAACUAUGAAUGAUUUUGCUAACUCUUUGCUAGUGGCAUUUGUCAAGCAUUUUAGUGAGUUAUAUGGUCCUGAGUUUGUCAGCUAUAAUGUACAUGGGCUAACUCAUUUAAGUCAAGAUGUUAAAGUCCAUGGUAGUUUGGAUGUUAUAUCAGGUUUUCCAUUUGAAAAUUAUCUAAGAAAGCUAAAGAAAAUGGUUAGACGACCUCACUGUCCUUUAACACAGGUUAUACGUAGGAUUUCAGAGCUUGACUUCUUGCAUUUAAAUUCUGAUUUUAGCAUACACCCUCAAAAGAGGUUUAAAAUGCAACAUUCAGAUGGUCCAGUUCCAUUACACUUUGAGGUAGUACUCCAGUUUAAAGAGGUGGAGUUUAAUGGAUUUGUCAUCAAAGUUUCUACAGGGGAUUCCUGUAUUAAAAUUGAUAAUAAAAUUGUCAUAGUUCAAAAUAUAAUUGUGCAUGAAGACAGGGAAUAUGUUGUCUGUCAGGAAUACCAACACAAGGCCAUAUUUUUUGAAUAUCCAAUUGAUUCUUCAUACCUGGGGAUUUUUGUUGUGUCCAAGCUUUCCUCAAAUCUUCAGUGUUUACCUAUUGGUUCUGGCAUGCUGAAAUAUGUCCGUUUGCCACUAGAUGACAAAUAUCUUGUAAUCCCCCUACUUCAUAUACAGUAAAUACAGAUUAAUUGGUACAGUAUUUUUUUUUGUUUGUUUCUUCCUUCCUGUUGUGUUACAGAGUUCAUAAGUGCUUUUUCUAAUUAGUUUUUUAAACUCUCAUCACCCCACCACUUGCAUUCUUUAUAUUCUGGACUGAUUUAUGGUGGUGUGUGAAGUUGCUAGGUAAGCAAAUUUGAUUAUUUCAACUGUACAAAUGAAAUCAUGUUUAACUAAUAUAAUUUACUGUAUACAGUAUAUUAAUCAUAUGUAUUAUUAUUGUUACUUAUAUUUGAUUAGUAAUUGUAAGCAUGCAUGCAUGUUGUAAGUGCAUUUAUCAAGGACUUUUAUAAAUGUUUUAAAAAAAUCUUUGUUUUUAGUAAUUUUUGUAGGCUAUGUAUCACAUUGUGAAUUUUUCGGAAUGCAAUGAAGUUGAGUUGGUGCCAUCCAAUUGGGUAUCCAAUGGAGUGUGUGCUUGGCCACCAUAUAAAACUGGAGAUAUCCAUAAGGCUAUAAUAAAUAAAGAGCAGCCAAAAGAAAACUGAAAAUCAUUUAAGGUUGAAGUUAUGUACACGACAGAUAAUUACAGAACUGCAAGACUGAAGCUUCCAGUUGCCGAAAGACACUCAGAUUUGCAGACAGCAGAAGAUGAAGAAGAUGAUGAAAUUCCAAAAAGGACAAAAAGAAGGAAAAUAGCAAACACAAGAUUUGAUAGUGAUAGCUACGGUGAUGUCUGUAGCAAACCCAAAAGCCAUCUACCUCCACCACCCAAGAUAACCCCUCCUCAAAAAUUUUCAAAAUCAACCACCAAGAUAUCUGCUGACCUUGGAGAACUUGGACGAAAUGCAAAAUCAAUGUGCAGGAUGCAUCAACCUGACAGUGUUCAGCUACAUUCUGAAUGUAGGUACACUGAAUGUGGAAGAUGCACUCAAGAAAUGAAAAGCCUGAGAAAUGAUUACAAAAAUCAAAGUACAUCUACAGUGGAAGAGCACCUAACCCCAGAGUGUGUGGAAAUUGCAAAUACUGCAUUUAGACACUGGUCUACCUCACAACAAAAUGAUGGACCAAAUCAAGACAUUUAUGGCCCCAUUCUUCGAAACAUUCAGGUUAAGCAGGAAAUGAUGAUGGAGCAAGUCAAAGUGAUUUUAAAAACCGUACAAGACCUACAUGAGAAAUGCUGUAGUGACAGUGGUUCAGAUCCAGUGCUGGAAAAAGACAUUCUUCCACUUCAAGAUCUCACAUCCAUGCAACAGCUUGAAAGUGACCUAGCGGUUGGUGGAGAUUUAAAAAAAAAACUAAUUACAUUGCUUGGGAUUCAAGGAGGCAUUGAUGUGAGAGACACGGUGUGGAGAAUCAUGAGGCAAACUUUCACCAAUUCAUUGGCCAAACAACUUAACUGGAGGGGAAUAAAUGGAAAAACAUGUUUUCAUAGCCUUCACAUUAAGGAUAUUGUGAUUGAUGCAGUACGAAGAAACUCUGUAACAUCAAGAGCCACAACUCAGGAAAUAGAAAUGUGGAUUAAGAGACGGCUUCAUCUGGCUGCAGAUAGGGAUGGAGGGAGACGAGCAAGAAUGGAGCGUCAGAGAAAGAACAGCUAUCAAGAAUCAGGUGAGCACUAUCAACCCUCAAACACGUCUAGUAAGAAGUUAAUUAGGAAAUUGUAUAAUUUCAAGUAACUGAUCAACUGUUGAUUUCUUGGCUGCAGGUGAAAUGCAUGUUCUUUCAAGUCAUCAUUAAGACCAGCCUUCUAAACCUUUGCUGAGGACAAGCUGGACAAAUGUGA